Sorex fumeus (smoky shrew) is the source of this 3585-nucleotide messenger RNA. RefSeq names its product abl interactor 1 (gene ABI1). The record is from RefSeq and is a predicted model, not a curated record. The transcript has 12 exons. Gene Ontology annotation, molecular function: cadherin binding; SH3 domain binding. The coding region runs from base 132 to 1658 and encodes 508 amino acids. NCBI's taxonomy places the organism in Eukaryota, Metazoa, Chordata, Mammalia, Eulipotyphla, Soricidae. Gene Ontology annotation, cellular component: lamellipodium; intracellular anatomical structure.
GCCGUCCCACAAUACCAGGCGGGAGGGCGGGUAGGCGGUUUGUAUCCGGGCUGCGAGGUGCUCGGAGCGUCCGCGGACCCUGCUGCCUCUGUCUCUUUAACGCGAGAGGAAGCGAUGCAGAGGGGUGGAAAAUGGCAGAGCUGCAGAUGUUACUAGAGGAGGAGAUCCCGUCUGGCAAGAGGGCGCUGAUAGAGAGUUACCAGAACCUGACCCGGGUGGCGGACUACUGUGAAAACAACUACAUACAGGCUACAGACAAGAGAAAAGCUUUAGAAGAGACCAAAGCCUAUACAACCCAAUCCCUAGCUAGUGUUGCAUAUCAAAUCAAUGCAUUGGCCAACAAUGUACUCCAAUUGCUGGACAUCCAAGCAUCUCAGCUUAGGAGAAUGGAGUCUUCCAUCAAUCAUAUCUCUCAGACUGUGGACAUUCAUAAAGAAAAAGUGGCUCGAAGAGAGAUUGGUAUUUUGACAACAAACAAGAAUACAUCAAGAACUCACAAAAUAAUAGCACCUGCAAAUAUGGAACGCCCUGUAAGGUAUAUUCGGAAACCUAUUGACUAUACAGUUCUGGAUGAUGUGGGCCAUGGUGUUAAGUGGCUAAAAGCCAAGCAUGGAAAUAACCAGCCUGCAAGAACUGGCACAUUGUCGAGAACAAAUCCUCCUACUCAGAAACCACCAAGUCCUCCCAUGUCAGGCAGGGGAACGUUGGGACGGAAUACUCCUUAUAAAACUCUGGAACCUGUUAAACCCCCAACAGUUCCUAAUGACUACAUGACAAGUCCUGCUCGGCUUGGAAGUCAGCACAGUCCAGGCAGAACAGCAUCUUUAAAUCAGAGACCAAGGACACACAGUGGAAGUAGUGGAGGAAGUGGAAGUCGAGAAAAUAGUGGAAGCAGCAGUAUUGGCAUUCCCAUUGCCGUGCCUACACCUUCACCACCCACCAUUGGACCAGAAAACAUUUCUGUCCCUCCUCCUUCUGGAGCUCCACCAGCACCACCUCUUCCACCACUCCUCCCAGUGAGCACUGUGAUAGCAGCCCCGGGCUCAGCUCCUGGUUCCCAGUAUGGCACAAUGACCAGGCAGAUUUCACGACACAACUCUACCACUUCCUCGACGUCUUCUGGUGGCUACAGACGAACUCCCUCUGUGACUGCUCAAUUUUCUGCUCAGCCUCAUGUUAAUGGAGGUCCACUUUAUUCUCAAAAUUCAAUUUCUAUUGCUCCACCCCCUCCCCCUAUGCCUCAGUUGACUCCACAGAUACCUCUCACAGGCUUCGUGGCCAGGGUGCAGGAAAACAUUGCUGAUAGUCCAACACCACCACCACCACCUCCACCAGAUGAUAUUCCCAUGUUUGAUGACUCUCCACCUCCGCCACCACCACCUCCAGUGGAUUAUGAAGAUGAAGAGGCUGCAGUAGUUCAGUACAAUGAUCCAUAUGCAGAUGGGGAUCCUGCUUGGGCUCCUAAAAAUUAUAUUGAGAAAGUUGUGGCAAUAUAUGAUUACACAAAAGACAAGGAUGAUGAGCUAUCGUUUAUAGAGGGUGCAAUCAUUUAUGUAAUAAAGAAGAACGAUGAUGGAUGGUAUGAAGGAGUCUGCAAUCGAGUGACUGGUUUGUUCCCUGGGAACUAUGUAGAAUCAAUCAUGCACUAUGCUGAUUAAACUUUUGCUUUAAAAGUAGGUUAUUAUUACUGUGUCAUGCUGUGGGACUAUUAUGGUUAACAGAAUUGUCUUAAAAUGCGCCCAUAUUUUCAGGACAUGCUGUUUUAUUGGUAUAAUUGAAUGUCUACCUGUAAGCAUAAAUCUUUGAGGCAGUUUCUGUAUUGCUAAAUAGCAACUUACACAGACACUGUCCAUAACUGAUUAUGCUUAAUAUACUUACAUAAUGUUAACUUUAUGACCAGCCUAAAUAUUCUGGGGGUGUGGGGUAUAAUAUUUAACAAAUCAUGAUUCAGAUUGUACCAUUUACAUGUUCAGUGCAGCAUGGUUACUAAUGCUAUGUCAAACUAAUAUUAAAAUCAAAAAACUUAAAAGCUGGUGCUGGUCAUACUUUUAUUUAGAUUCUCUGAUUCUUCAAAUAUACUAUUUGUUUAAAGCAUGCAUACAAAUUCAUGUAAUGAAAUAUACUUUAAAAAAUCCAAGAUGCUUACAAUUUGUGUAAUACUUGAGAGUAUUUGUACUGAGGUCUCUUGAAAUGAAUUGAGUCUCUAAGGUCUCCAUGUGAAACAAAGGGUUAUCUGUAAUGUUGUAAUUUGUACCUAAGUUUUUUAAUGAGUGAAUUUGCAUUAUAAAUUUUUUCCAUUCAUAAAUAUAUAAGUGAACCAAAGGUUUUUGUCCUUUCCUUCACUGGUUUGCUUUAAAAAAAAAAGGAAUAAAUGAUACUGAUUUAUUGCAGAAUUAUGGUUCUAUUUUCUCAAUAUAUUAACUUGGAAAAACAUUUUAGCCUUAUCUCACUGUCCCAACAGCAAUGUGACUGAUUUUGCAGAUUUAAAAUCUGAAUGGUUAUUUACAAGUCAAUCUACUGAAUUUCUUUUCUAAAGUAACUUUUUCAAAGCUAAGAAAAUGUGUCAAAGUGUGCACAUUCUGUAAGUAAAAUCUUAAGUAUUGCUGUGGUUAAGCAAUUCCUCAAGUUUUUCAGUGGACUGUUGUAUAUUGGUCCAAUGAAAGGAAAUUAUAAUUCUUUUACAUAUUGUUUUAUACAAGUGAAUGCAAUUGAUCUUUGAACAGGCACUAUUUAAUCCAUUAUCUGGCACUAGCAACAAAAAGAUUUUUAAAAUAAAAUAGUUGGGGAAAAGGUGGGUCAUGUAUUAAAUCAAUAAAGAGGAAUAUAUAUCUGACCAACAGAUUUGUAUUGUCUUUUGACGUAAUUGAAAUGCAACACAUGCACUUUGUGUGUCUCCUCUUAAUUUAAGGGAGGUUUAGAGGGAUGUUUUCUUAUUUUAUGUAUAAUUCUUUAUUGCCUAGAAUAUUAAAGUAGAGCACUCAAUUGUGGGUUUCUGUGUAUUGAGGAUUUGUUUCGAUUUCAAAUCGCAGUCAUGUACUGAGUGUUACAGGCUUAAAAAGCAUAGUAAGUGGUAAGAAUAGUGCAGAAAUUUAUUUCUGAAAAUUAAAGACCAUUAUUGCUAUAAAAUCAAUGUGACUGAUGCAUAUGCAUUUUGCCUUUGUUAACUGUAAACAUGAUUUCAUUAUCACUAGUGUUCAACUAGCUACUUUAAUUUUUUUCCAGUGAAAUGUUCUCUUUUGUAUAUAACCUGGUGUCUAAAUUUUAUGUACAGUCUUUUAUAAUAAACCAGUCUCCUAUAUUCAGUUUUGGAUAUUGUUAAAAUCUAAUUGGACUGAAAUGUAGAUCUGUCCAUUUUCUGAUCUUUAUUCCAUGAUAAAGAGAUAAACCAUUUGAAUUUUAACAUUAUUUAUUUGUGUAAUGGCUUUACAUGUGGAUAUUAACAGUGUAAACAAUACCACAUAAAACCCACAAGAUAGCGAUUUGAAUUUCUAGGACUAGACAGAUUCAGAUGGUUUAAUGACAUUUAAAAAGUUUUCUGAAAAAAUUUAUCAAUAAAAAAAUUGCCCAUCAUAAGGGUUGAAAUGA